AUGGGCCAGCAUAUGCCCCAGGCUGUCAUCCAGGAUAGUAAUGAGCUGCCUUCUUCAUUCCUGCAGGUGCAAUCGUUACGGGCCCAGCUGCCAGCAAUCAUGGACAUGUUCUGUGACAGGGAUGGAAGGCGUGUCAUGGGGGCCAUGCAUCAAGCUGGAGACAUCAUCUACCUCCUGGAUGGGGAGGGGCUUGGCUCCAUCUCCCAGGACAUUGCAGUCAGCCUUCGUCCCUUCAUUGAUGACGAGAGGGGCAGCGUGCGCUCCGCUGCCAUUUUACUGCUUGGCAACGUGGUGAGCAGCGUGAAGGACCCGGACAAACCCAUCGUGCAGCAGGAAAUGAUCCACUGCUUGCUCCCGCUGCUGCUGCAUCUUGAAGACCGGGAUGAGAGUGUGACACUGAGAUGCAAACUGACGCUCUUCCGCUGCGCAGUGUUUCUCAGGUGGGCUCAUUUGAAGACGCUGUUCCGCAGCAUGGCCUGGGAUGGCUCCACACAGCUCAUGAAGUGUGCCUGGAAGUGCUUGAUGCAGAACAACAAGAGCCACAUCCCCAAAUUCCUGUUCCAGGCCUUAGAGUACCUGGAAAGCUCACAGACAACAAUCAGACAUUCUGCAGCCCUGUUCAUUGGAAAUACUAUCCACCAUUACUGUGACUUCUUGUCUGAAACAGUGACUGAAGAUGGCAUCUCCCGCCUGUAUGAAGCUUUUCAGGAAGUGCCUUUGACAUGUGACAGGACCACAGGGCACAUCCUCAAUAGGUAUUACAAAUGGCUGCAGAAGCUUAGAAAUCUCGUGUCGGGUUCCGCAUUCGACUAGGGAACCGGGACCGACACAGAAGACCUCUUUGUCUUGCUAUGACAUCUAGAGGCUAACAGGAGCCAACCAAGCCCAACACUGAUCACACCUCUUGGGAGACGGCAAAGCAGCUGUUGCAUGGGAAGGAGGAGAG
Messenger RNA from Mauremys mutica (yellowpond turtle), 946 nucleotides. RefSeq names its product maestro heat-like repeat family member 5. Gene Ontology annotation, cellular component: cytoplasm. NCBI's taxonomy places the organism in Eukaryota, Metazoa, Chordata, Testudines, Geoemydidae. Bases 1 to 813 code for a protein of 270 amino acids. The transcript has 7 exons. The record is from RefSeq and is a predicted model, not a curated record.